CAGUUAAGUGCAAACAACAAUUAUUGCGGCCUGAUUUCGGACAGAAUGCUGAUGCGAAUUGGCGGAGACGAGUGCGAGCGAGGAGAGGCACCAGGCGCGCGCAACACCUCCGCGGCGGCUCUGGCAGGCAGCGCCGUGCGAGACCGCCGCUGACGCCGUUUUCAGUCAGCUCUCCGACGCCGACCAACCGCGCGCACAACCCUCGCACUCAUUCAGGUGGCGACACACGUCCUCGUGCGGUGUUCACGCCGACUCUGGAAAUGGAAUCAGCUGACGUGAACGAGUGGGCAUGGAACUCGAGCGGCUUGCUGCUGAACGGAACGUGGGACAACGAGACGCAGGACACGGGCUACGUCGAGUUCCCGAACCGGCCGGAGACGUACAUCGUGCCGUUGCUGUUUGCCGCCAUCUUCGUGGUUGGCGUCCUGGGCAACGGCACGCUGGUGCUCAUCUUCUGCCGGCACCGACGAAUGCGCAACGUGCCCAACACGUACAUCUUCUCGCUGGCGGUGGGCGACCUGCUGCUCAUCCUGACGUGCGUGCCCUUCACCUCGACCGUUUACACCAUCGAAACGUGGCCCUACGGCGAGUUCAUUUGCAAACUGUCCGAAUUCGUUAAGGACCUGUCCAUCGGCGUGUCCGUCUUCACCCUGACCGCACUCAGCGCCGACCGCUACUUCGCAAUCGUGGACCCCAUGCGCAAGCACGUCGGCCGCGCCACCAAGCUCACCGUGGCAGUGGCUCUCGCCAUCUGGGUGCUCGCCGUCGUCUGCGCCCUGCCCGCCCUGGUCGGCUCCUACCUCCGCAGCUUCGACGUCAGCCCCAUCAAGACCAUUCAGGUGUGCUACCCUUGGGCCGUGAAGUGGGGCGAGGAUUUCCCCAAGCAUAUCGUGACGGUGCGCUUCAUGGUGUUCUACGUGGCGCCGCUGACCGUAAUCGCAUGCUUCUACGCGCUUAUGGCGCGCCACCUCUUUAUCAGCGCGCGCCGUGGCUUACCGGGCGAGGCGCAUGCGCAGACACGACAGGCGCAGGCGCGCAAGAAGGUGGCCAAGACGGUGCUCGCCUUCGUUGUCGUCUUUGCUGUUUGCUUCCUACCGCAGCACGUGUUCAUGCUGUGGUUCUACCACAACCCGUCGGCGCCGCUGGACUACAAUGGCUUUUGGCACACGUUCCGCAUCAUCGGCUUCUGCCUGGCGUUCUCCAACUCGUGCGUCAAUCCGAUCGCGCUUUACUGCGUCAGCGGCACCUUCCGCAAGCACUUCAAGCGCCACCUCUUCUGCUGCUGCUGUCCCGUGACCGACGAGGGGCUCGCCGCUGGCACCGUCACCCGCGGCGGACAGCGAAGUGUGACCCAUGGCGGCCGACAGGUGCUUACGAGGGGCACGUCGAAGACGACGACCUGGGAGUCGUGCCACUCGAUGGUGCACUUCAACAGCACGGUGCGCAGGCCAGACCACGUGGCGCUGACCACGGCGCUCAACGGUUCGUCAGAGAAGACGUGAGACGCGCGGCGGCAAGGUGCCGCCUCCGCCGCCCCUGGCCCUUCCAGGGAUGAUUAGACCUGAGCGUGACGCUACCCUUCGUGAGAGAAAGGGCAGAAUCGAGUGAGUGCGCGAUCGAUCGGCCAAGUUCUCAUAUCAAAAGCGCAGAUCAGUUGAAAUAUUGUGUAUGACUGAAAUUUUAUGUUAAAAUAUCAAAACGUUGCUGAUACUAUACGAAAUCUCUCUAACAAUUAGAUGAUAAACGUUUAAUAAUAAAUUUAGACCACUUGGAGUGCAUUUUAUCGUUAUACGUGGAAAAAUAUAAUAAUGUCAAAGACGUAAUAUAGCUGUAUUGCCAACAAAAACUAGGCAUUUUUAUUGUUAUAUAGAACACGCGGGUGGUAAAAUAAAAGGUGUGCAUUUAUUCCCACAAUUAGAGAUAAAAUGGACUUGCACAAACAAGGUGUUGUAUUUUUAUCUCUAUCUUUGUUGCUGUUUACUGCUCUUUCGGUUGAUAUUAAAUUAUUAUUCUAUUUUUUAACAUUGGAAAAAAUGUGUUGACUCCAGUGAUAUUUGUGAUAAAUUUAUUUUUGAAAGCAUCAACAAUUAACAUCAGAAUUUUUAAUGCAGUGUCUCUGCCAGUUCUGUUCACCGUCGAAAUUAAAAAAUGAUUUUUUUAAUUCACUUGUAAAUUACAAACACAAAAAUUGCAACGGAUUGGUCUUAGCAGUCAUAUUUAAAUGGGAUUGCUGCGAUUGACAUUGAGACCCGUGUAUGACAGGUACAUGAUUUUUACCACUCAGCAUAUUAGAAUGAAAAAAUGUGAAAUGUAUUUUCAUAAUACUUAAUGAUAUCACUAAAAGUACCGUAUUUUUAAAUGUGGUACAGGGAUCUGAUAAAAAAUUCUAUGGAUAUAAUGUUAACCGUAUAAAAUAUGCUGCAUUAAAAACCUCAACCUUAUUGUCAAAAAUUGUUAGUAAUAAUUUUAAACCAGAAUCUUCUAUAACUGUUUUCUUAACAUAGAUUUGCUCACUUUCCAAGUGGUCUCUGCGUAUAAGUAAAUGUUAAAUAUUUACCACAAAUGCUCUCACAUAUGCAAAUUUGGAGCUUCAAUGUGUUGAUGUUCCUCCAGACGUAAAAUGUAGAUUUUGUUUUGUGUUACGAAAGUUAGCACAGUACAUUUUAACAUGAGGGGAUUCAAAUGCGACUUCAAAAAAUAAACAUUGUAUUUGUUAGUGUUCAAUGGUUAAAACUAAUAACCCAACUAAUAGAUUCGUUGGAGUUCCUCUCAAACUAAAUCUAUAUAUAUGCGAUGGUAUUUUAGUCUCCACUGCACUACAGCGACAUGCAGGGCAGAGGCGGCGACUCUCUAAUUAAUAAAGUUUCAAAUAAAUUUGUUUUGUCUGUGAUUUUUCUGUGGUAUAAAAUGAGUGGCUCUGUACCAUUGAUGUUGGCAAAUAAAUAUCACUUUGUGUUA
Molecule: messenger RNA, 2958 nt
Organism: Cloeon dipterum
Lineage: Eukaryota; Metazoa; Arthropoda; Insecta; Ephemeroptera; Baetidae
Product: neuropeptide CCHamide-1 receptor-like
Exons: 6
Coding region: 261-1502 (413 amino acids)
Biological process (GO): G protein-coupled receptor signaling pathway
Cellular component (GO): plasma membrane
Molecular function (GO): neuropeptide receptor activity
Source: RefSeq, a predicted model, not a curated record